Carassius auratus (goldfish) is the source of this 1513-nucleotide messenger RNA. Its product is annotated as UDP-N-acetylglucosamine transporter-like. The transcript is spliced from 7 exons. Gene Ontology annotation, molecular function: pyrimidine nucleotide-sugar transmembrane transporter activity. Lineage: Eukaryota; Metazoa; Chordata; Actinopteri; Cypriniformes; Cyprinidae. The record is from RefSeq and is a predicted model, not a curated record. Gene Ontology annotation, biological process: pyrimidine nucleotide-sugar transmembrane transport. The coding region runs from base 114 to 1106 and encodes 330 amino acids. Gene Ontology annotation, cellular component: Golgi membrane.
UAUAAAAAGGUAUCAGGCUUUAAUCAGCUCUGUUUGUCUCUCUCUGUUAGACCAAACAAGGGCAGUCGUCCCUCUCCUCAGUCUCUGUGUCAUCGGAGGUGUCCAGUAUUUCCAUGUCGUCCACCUCAUCACGACUGAAGUAUGUCUCUCUGGGGGUGCUGGUGCUGCAGACCACCUCCUUGGUGCUGACAAUGCGUUACUCACGUACUCUGCAGUCCGACGGGCCGCGCUACCUGGCGUCGUCUGCCGUAGUGUUUGCUGAGGUCUUAAAGAUUGCUGCAUGCCUGCUGCUUGUCUUCAGAGAACACAGUUUCAGUGUUCGUGGACUGAAUCGGGUGUUGAAGGAGGAAAUAAUCAACAAGCCUCUGCUAACGCUGAAGCUAGCCAUUCCCUCAGGUAUCUACACCCUGCAGAACAACCUGCUCUAUGUGGCUCUGUCAAAUCUAGAUGCAGCUACCUACCAGGUUACAUAUCAGCUGAAAAUUCUCACUACAGCGCUGUUCUCCGUGUCCAUGUUGGGGAAAAGACUGGGCAUUUACCAGUGGCUCUCUCUAGUCAUUCUGAUGACUGGCAUUGCACUCGUCCAGUGGCCAGCUGAAGUCUCAUCCGGCACCGAGCAGGAGGACCUGACCGCCGGCUCUCAGCUGAUGGGUCUGCUGGCUGUGCUCGUGGCCUGCUUCUCCAGCGGAUUUGCUGGCGUGUACUUUGAAAAGAUCCUCAAAGAGAGCAAGCAGAGCGUCUGGAUCCGUAAUAUUCAGCUAGGUUUAUUUGGGCUGGUUUUUGGACUCGGGGGAGUGUUUGCGUACGACGGAGAAAGAGUGCAGGAGAAUGGACUCUUUCAAGGGUACAAUCAUGUGACGUGGACUGUGGUGGCUCUUCAGGCUUUGGGUGGGUUAGUGAUUGCAGCUGUCAUCAAAUAUGCAGAUAACAUCCUGAAGGGCUUUGCCACAUCCAUCUCAAUCAUUCUGUCCACCCUCAUCUCUUAUUUCUUGUUGGAAGAUUUUGACCCUACUAGUGUGUUUUUCUUUGGUGCGAUGCUGGUUAUCGCUGCUACGUUUCUCUACGGGUAUGAGAGCACACCUGCCGUCAACCCGAGUAAAGUAUAGAAGACUGGACAUGAGAUGAUAAACCGUCAUCAGGAGAUGCUCUACUUCAGGACAAGAGAACCGGUGAUAUUGUAAGGACGCUAUCAGAAGGUAGCACAAAAAAACAUUCAACCGUGCAAAACUUGAGUUAUAUCAUUUCACGACGUCAACACACUAACACCAGAAAUGAAACUCCUGCUUCUGACGUAUUAGGUAGCAGGGCUGUUUGUUACACUCAGCGGAGGAUUUUAAGGACUUUGUGUUUACAUAUAAUAUGAAUCUCUGAGACAGAGCCUCACAAAUUCAACAUGUUACAGUUUCAUAUUUAUUUUGUGUGCAAUACAUGAGAAAAGAGAUUGUUUUACUUGAAUGUAUCCUUUGAGAAACAUCAUUUUCAUCAUUUUUCAAUAAAAAGUGUUUCUAAAGCG